GGGAUGGAAGAAGGUGGGGUGGGGUGUCAGAAAGAACUUUGCUCACCCCAGAGCUAUGUUGUUAGACCUUUCCCCCUCAUUUCUACCUCCCAUGGUCCUGGCCAAUGUUGGUUUUGCCUACCUAAACCCAAAACUUACUCCCCAGAAGUUUUGGGCCCACACUCAGAAGUUGGGUCUCCAUCGAACCCUACUCUAGUCAUGCACCACUCUUCCUGUCCUUCACAAUCCACAGGCAGACAAAUGGUACAGUGGUCCGGCUCAGCUGUCAUGGACCUAUGCCUGGGGGAAGCUGAAGAGGCGGCAGGGCCUUGAGCAGUUACCCAGCCAGUGGGCAACCCUAAGCCAAAUAUUUGGCCCUGAACAGGUACCCAUGGGGUAAAAAAAAAACCAAAAACAAACAAUGAUCUUCCACUUGAUCAAGAAAAGAGCCAAACAGCCUUUCUCCCAGAAGCACAAAGCAUUCUGCCCUUUGGACAUUGCCGUUAAUCCUGCACAUCCAACCUGCCUCACCUGUAGCCAAGGGCCUAAAAUCUGGAAAGCCACGCCUGCAGGGCAGGACAUGCAGGGAGAGGCUGGAACCCUAUAUGGAUGAGAACUUCAUCUCCAGGGCCUUUGCCACCAUGGGCGAGACCGUGAUGAGUGUCAAAAUUAUCCGAAACCGCCUCACUGGGAUCCCAGCUGGCUACUGUUUCGUAGAAUUCGCAGAUCUGGCCACAGCCGAGAAGUGUUUGCAUAAAAUUAACGGGAAACCCCUUCCAGGAGCCACACCUGCAAAACGUUUUAAACUGAACUAUGCCACUUAUGGGAAACAACCAGAUAACAGCCCUGAGUACUCCCUCUUUGUGGGGGACCUGACCCCAGAUGUGGAUGAUGGCAUGCUGUAUGAAUUCUUCGUCAAAGUCUACCCCUCCUGUCGGGGAGGCAAGGUGGUUUUGGACCAGACAGGCGUGUCUAAGGGCUAUGGUUUUGUGAAAUUCACAGAUGAACUGGAACAGAAGCGAGCCCUGACAGAGUGCCAGGGAGCAGUAGGACUGGGGUCUAAACCCGUGCGGCUGAGCGUGGCAAUCCCUAAAGCGAGUCGUGUGAAGCCAGUGGAAUACAGUCAGAUGUACAGUUACAGCUACAACCAGUAUUACCAGCAGUACCAGAACUACUAUGCCCAGUGGGGCUAUGACCAGAACACGGGCAGUUACAGCUACAGCUACCCCCAGUACGGCUAUACGCAGAGCGCCAUGCAGACGUAUGAAGAAGUUGGAGAUGAUGCACUGGAAGACCCCAUGCCACAGCUGGACGUGACUGAGGCCAACAAGGAGUUCAUGGAGCAGAGUGAGGAGCUGUACGAUGCAUUGAUGGACUGUCACUGGCAGCCUCUGGACACAGUGUCUUCGGAGAUCCCUGCCAUGAUGUAGCCAGGACAAAGGACAAGCAAGAAUGGAUUAUGCAAGGGAAAUAAGAGACUCCUUUAAAAAAAUCCAAUAUCACCUUUCUGGAAAUGUUUUGUGAGAUUUUUAAGUUGUUUUCCAACACUGCUGCCUUUAUUUGACAGUGAGCCAUUUGACUUUGAAAACCAAGGGACAACUGUUGAAAAGCA
Molecule: messenger RNA, 1591 nt
Organism: Manis pentadactyla (Chinese pangolin)
Lineage: Eukaryota; Metazoa; Chordata; Mammalia; Pholidota; Manidae
Gene: TRNAU1AP
Product: tRNA selenocysteine 1 associated protein 1
Exons: 9
Coding region: 585-1409 (274 amino acids)
Biological process (GO): selenocysteine incorporation
Cellular component (GO): nucleus
Molecular function (GO): tRNA binding
Source: RefSeq, a predicted model, not a curated record